This is a messenger RNA of Parus major (Great Tit), 7339 nucleotides long. It is a transcript of the gene SKI, whose product is annotated as SKI proto-oncogene. Gene Ontology annotation, cellular component: nucleus. Gene Ontology annotation, biological process: negative regulation of BMP signaling pathway. NCBI's taxonomy places the organism in Eukaryota, Metazoa, Chordata, Aves, Passeriformes, Paridae. Gene Ontology annotation, molecular function: RNA polymerase II cis-regulatory region sequence-specific DNA binding; SMAD binding; DNA-binding transcription factor activity, RNA polymerase II-specific. The transcript is spliced from 8 exons. Bases 1231 to 3369 code for a protein of 712 amino acids. The record is from RefSeq and is a predicted model, not a curated record.
AGAAAUGCAGCGGCGAGAGGGAAAAAGCCAUCGCCCUACCGCCCCUCCUUGGCGGCGCGGCGGUCCGUGAACCCAGCAGUUUAUCCUCUCCCUCGCUCCCUCCCUCGUCGGCGCUGCCGCCGGGGCCGUGCCGCGCGCCCGUCCGUGCAGAGGCUCGGCUCGGUUCGCCUGAGCUCGACACUGUUCAGCUUGGCUCGGUUUGGCUCGGCACCGCUCAGCACGGCUCGGCUAGGCACUGUUCGGCUCAGCUAAACUCGGCACAUCCCAGCUCGGUUCGACUCGGCUGAGCUUGGAUCAGCUCCGUUGUGCUCGGCGCGGCCGGGCUCUGUUGGACUGGCUCGGCUCGGCUGAUCGCGGCAGAUCCCGGCCGGUCUGGGCUCAGCGCGAAGCGGGAGGCGGGCGCUGUUCCUGGAAGAGCCCGGGCCGGGGAGUUGGUCACAUUCUUGGCCGGGAUUCAAUGACUGAGGCAGACACCAACAAACAGAGGGGGGGAGGCGGAGGGCGGGAGGCUGAGCCCGCCUGCAUUAGCUCAGCUCUCAGGCACUCUCAGUCACUGCUGGAAAGAGGAGCUGGGAGGAUGUGCGCGCUCUCACCGCGGCUCCCCACGGCACAACGAGAUCACCGGCAGAAAUAAGGGAAGGAAGGCGAACCGAGAGGCGAGGAGCCCUCCCAGGCCGAGCAGAGGGACCACGAGGGGCAGCGGAGCCGCUCCACGCCCGUGCGGAGCCCCCGCGCCGCUUUGGCAGAGCCAGAGAUUUGGGCCUUUUCUCCUGCGUUGUUCCUUCCACAGACCGAGCGUUCUGCCUCCUCCUGCUUUUUACUUUCCUCCCCCGCGCCUUCCUUCGGUGGAUAUGGACAGAAGGGGGAUCACUGCAGAGAAGCAGCAGCCGCCAGAACAUAUUUGAGCCCCGGGUGCUCGGAGCGUGGCACAGACUUCUUGUGUUUCUGUGGGUGGUGUGUGUGUGUGUGUGUGUGAGUGUGUGUUGGAGGUGUGGGAGGAGGGAUUGGUUUGCCUGGGGGUUGGCUGAGGGGGUGAGUGCUCGGAUGAAGACCUCUUUUUGCUGUGAUUCAGUGCUCCAUCGGGGCAGCUUGGAGACUUGGAGGGUUUGAAAUUGUAACGCGAACGAAGAGAAAAGAAAGAAGAGAGAGACACGCAUACAAAAGGAUUUAUUUCCUCUCCGUUAGUGGAUUGCUGAUUGAGAAGGAGGAAGAACACAAGGAAACUAAAAAAUGGAGACUGUAAGUAGAAGCAGCUUCCAGCCUCAUCCAGGACUGCAGAAGACCUUGGAACAGUUUCAUCUGAGCUCUAUGAGCUCCCUGGGUGGCCCUGCUGCUUUCUCAGCACGAUGGGCACAGGAGAUGUACAAGAAAGACAAUGGCAAAGACCCAGCGGAACCUGUACUGCAUCUGCCCCCGAUCCAGCCUCCUCCGGUCAUGCCUGGUCCCUUCUUCAUGCCCUCGGACAGAUCCACGGAGAGGUGCGAGACCAUCCUGGAAGGGGAAACCAUCUCCUGCUUCGUGGUGGGCGGAGAGAAGCGGCUUUGCUUGCCCCAGAUCCUGAACUCGGUGCUCAGGGACUUCUCCCUGCAGCAGAUUAAUUCGGUGUGUGAUGAGCUACAUAUUUACUGCUCCAGAUGCACUGCUGACCAGCUGGAAAUCCUCAAAGUCAUGGGCAUCCUGCCCUUCUCCGCUCCUUCCUGCGGUCUCAUCACGAAAACUGAUGCUGAGAGGCUUUGUAACGCCUUGCUUUAUGGUGGCACUUAUCCUCCCCACUGCAAGAAGGAAUUCUCUAGCACAAUUGAGCUGGAGCUCACGGAGAAGAGCUUCAAGGUGUAUCAUGAAUGCUUUGGGAAGUGUAAGGGACUCCUGGUGCCAGAGCUUUACAGUAAUCCCAGCGCAGCCUGCAUCCAGUGCUUGGACUGCAGGCUCAUGUAUCCACCACACAAAUUUGUGGUCCACUCUCACAAAUCGCUGGAAAACAGGACUUGCCACUGGGGCUUUGACUCUGCAAACUGGAGAUCCUAUAUCCUCCUCAGCCAGGAUUAUACUGGGAAAGAGGAGAAAGCUAGACUGGGCCAGCUCUUAGAUGAAAUGAAAGAAAAAUUUGACUAUAACAACAAAUACAAGAGGAAAGCCCCUCGGGUCUCUUCAGAUCCUCCUGCUUCCAAAAAGCCCAAAAUAGAUGACUCUGCUUCCCAAUCUCCAGCUUCUACUGAGAAGGAAAAACAGUCCAGUUGGUUACGGUCCUUAUCCAGUUCAUCUAAUAAGAGCAUCGGCUGUGUCCAUCCCCGGCAGCGCCUCUCCGCCUUCCGGCCCUGGUCCCCCGCAGUGUCUGCCAGUGAGAAGGAGCUAUCCAGCCACCUGCCUGCCCUGAUUCGGGACAGCUUUUACUCCUACAAGAGCUUUGAGAGUGCCGUGGCCCCCAACGUGGCCCUGGCCCCUCCAGCCCAACAGAAGAUCGUGAGCAACCCUCCCUGUGCCACCGUGGUGUCCCGGAGCAGUGAAUCCCUGGGCUCUGCCCAGCCGAGAAAGAGGAAACAUGGCACAGAGCACACGGCUGUCCCUGAGGCUGCGGCAGCUGCGGCCACCGCCCCUGAGGAGGACAAGGAGUCAGAAGCAGAGAUUGAAGUAGAAACCAGGGAAGAAUUCACCUCUUCCUUAUCCUCGCUCUCCUCCCCAUCCUUCACCUCCUCCAGCUCUGCCAAGGACAUGAGCUCCCCUGGGAUGCAGCCCCCAGCCCCUGUCAACAGCUCCUAUGAGGUGACUGCACACCCUGACCCCCACAGCAGUGGGCUGGAGGCUGAGCUGGAGCACCUCAGGCAGGCCCUGGACAGUGGCCUGGACACAAAAGAAGCCAAAGAGAAGUUCCUGCAUGAGGUGGUGAAGAUGAGGGUGAAGCAGGAGGAGAAGCUGAACGCAGCCCUGCAGGCCAAGCGCAGCCUGCACCAGGAGCUGGAGUUCCUGAGAGUGGCCAAGAAGGAGAAGCUGAGAGAAGCAACAGAGGCCAAGCGCAAUCUGAGGAAAGAGAUCGAGCGUCUGCGAGCCGAGAACGAGAAGAAGAUGAAAGAGGCCAAUGAGUCCCGAAUCCGGCUGAAGAGGGAGCUGGAGCAGGCCCGGCAGAUCCGUGUGUGUGACAAGGGCUGCGAGGCUGGCAGGCUCCGGGCCAAGUACUCAGCACAGAUCGAGGACCUACAGGUGAAGCUGCAGCAUGCCGAGGCCGACCGGGAGCAGCUCCGUGCCGACCUCCUGCACGAGCGGGAGGCCCGGGAGCACCUGGAGAAGGUGGUCAAGGAACUUCAGGAGCAACUGUGGCCUAAAGCCAGCAGCCAGCCCAGCAGUGAGAGCACCUCGAGCCCCAUGGAGAACUGAUGCCUCAUCCCCCAGCACAGGGAGGGAGAGAGUGGGACUGGGAGUGCGUGUGUGAGUAGCGGUGUCCUGGCACACACUUUAGGAAUAUGGAUUCAAAGUAGCUGGAAGGCAAAUGUUACUCUCUAGAACAGAAGCACUGAAUUCCGCCUCCUUUUUUCCCAGUCCAUAUAGCACAACAUCUUACUGUGCCUAGAAAACACAAAGUGUUUGUAAACAAAAUACUUUUAAGUCCACAGCAAAUUUUCUACUGGCAAACUCCAAGCAAAGCAGCGUGGUCCAGCUAAACCCAGAGUCCAAGGCGAGCACAGCAGUGGCUUUGUGUUCUCCUUCCUGUUGGAACAUUUUGGAAUUUAAAAACAAAUCAACUUUUCUUAUAAGCUAUUUAAAAUAAUUCAUUACACAGACUUGGUAUUGAAAAAAAUUAACAAGAUUUUUAUAAUGAACCUUUAAAAGAAAAACAAAAAAAAGAAAAAGGAAAAAACAAACCUUUGAUGCACAAUUUUUAAUGACUUUAUAGGCUUUGGGAUUCUUUGUGCAGAAGCCCCUCUGUGGUGAUGAUGCCAUCCAUGUCAGGAGCAGUUUUCCAGCCAUCUCAGAAGCCAUCACAGUUCUAUCCCAUCACGUAGGUGUAGGAGAUGUUCAGAAUGCUUUUCCAAGUUGAUUUUUUUCCUUAGAAUGAAUUAUGUCCAUUUCCUGCCCUGGACACAGAAAGAAUGGAAGUUGCAGGAGUGUGCAGGGGGUGAGGGGAGGAGAAGGGGUUGGAUUGAGAGCCCCAGCCCAGCCCCACUUCUCCCCCUGUGUUCAGAGACUUCAUCUAGGAGCACACGUCAGCCUUGGGAAAAGAAAGGAAGAAAGGAAGGAAAUGGAUGAUCACUUGGUAGAGGAACAAGGCAGAGACAUCUGUGUGUUGAAGUCAUUCUGAAAUCUUCAGCUUUCUGUUUCUGGAAAACUCAUCUUGUUGCACCAUCUUACCAUGAAUUCAGUAUUUCCCUGCUUCCAUUCUGAACUGUCAGUGAGGAUUUCUGUGCCCAAGGAGAGUCCAACGUCGCAGUGUCAGAUACUACAGAACAGAAAACCAACAUUUUUGCUGCUGUGAAUAAGCCUACAUCUGUUUUUAAAAAACUUUUUUGUUUUUACAAAGAGAAAUUACUUUAAUUUUGGGAUCCAAGCCACAGGCCCGGGAUACAAUGCAGCAAACCAUCACUGCCUUGGGGGUGGUGCUGGGGUUUUAUAUAUUUUUAUUUUUUUUUAAACCUGCACUUUGUCAGAAUCUUACUUUGCAUUUUAUUCCCUUUUUCUAAGAUGUACAUGUGAAACAUUUGAUAUUCUGCCCUAACAGCUGUACAAACCAUGAACCCAAUCUGCCACCACUGACACCUCCCAUCAGCAUCUGUGUAAGCAAAGGAGGAUCCUGCAGGUCCAGAAUACCCAGAGCAGGAAUUGUCCCUGUGCUGCUGGUUCAGUUAGAACCUGGUUUUAUGACUGUGUAUCUGACCUAAGCUAGGGAGCAGCAGACAUGCUUCCGAAAGUGCUUAACAAAUAAAGCUGGUGCUUUAAUGAUCAGGAGAAAAGUUAAUUUUCACCCAUAAACACUCACCUCUGACACACUCAAGUUAAAAUGUGAUCUGGGGCUGCAGAUGUGCCUUCCAGCUCAUUUUUCCUCUCAGCAUCUUCUCUAGGCAAUGCUGAUGCUUUUUUACCUUAAAGAAAAAAAAAAAAAAAAAAAAAGAACCCCCUAUGCAUCAUCAUACCCAGAGUUAUUUUAAAAGAAGAAACAUAUUUCCAGUAAUCUUUAUUUGCUUUUGGACAUUAAUGCAAACUAUGUAAGCUUCAGAAUUAUUUCCCAGUAGACAGAAAGUGGCUUCCAAUCCUAAAAUUAUGGUAUUUACUUACAGUACAUUAGAGAGAUUUUUUUUUUUUUUAAACAAGAGCUAUUUGCUUGAAACCAUUAUAGUAACCAUUAUAGUAACUGUGAGUAUUAACAAAGAAGUUCAUAUAUAUGUUUUAGGUACAAAAAAGAAGAAAUAUGAAAGGAGUGGAAUUACUGGGACAAUGUAAAACUGUUGGGAGCAAGAAACAGUCACACCAAGUCAAUGACCUGAACCUGUUUGUGGAUACAGGGGUUGGCCCUUGUGUGUUUGGGAUGCUGGAGACUGGCUCUAGGUCAUCUCCUAGGCAUCUCCUUCUAAAGUGCAAUGCAAAAGGAAUUUUGAUCAUGCUUGAGCAGGUUGUUUGUUGUUUUUUGUUUUUUUAAUAUGGGGUUUUAUUUUCAUUGUAUGUUUUUUCUGCGAUUAUUAGUCAUAUGCAUGGCUUAAACUCUGCCAUAUAGCCAUUAAUGGGCAUUAUUACUGUCUUAUGUAAAGGGGUUCUUUUGUUAUGCAGUAUGCAGAAAACUGUUCUCAGCCUUAUGAUUUCCAGAUCUGUAUUAUCUACUUAUUUCUUCAAGGGAAACUAAACAACUGUAGCUGUAGCUGAUCUUUUUUGUGCAUUUCUAGUCUCUUGUGCUCUGCUUUACUGCUGUGUUGGGAACCACACAGAGGAACAGACCCUGCUCCUGCGGUGGCUCAUGGAAGCCUGGCUUUGGAAAUUUUUCUUGUUUGAUCUAUGAUCGUUUCUGUCCCUUUAUAACCCCCCAAAAAUAGCAACUUGUCCAGCUCUUGUCUCCCAGGAAAAGCCACUCACCCGAGCAUACCAUGAGUUUUCUUUUUUGUGUCCAGGGAAAUGCAGUCACUCACUGGGUAUGAGGCUCCCAUGCUCCUGAAGGAAGGAAAUCUGCAGGAUUUUCAAAGGAAAAAAGCAGAACAGUACAAUAGUUAAUCACCACCAAGCAGUCUCACCUGUGCUGCACAGGUAACGUGUCACAGGGGCAACACAGAAUCUCCAAACCAGAAUUACAUCUGGGGCUUUGCUUUCUGCCCCACUCACAGUCACUCCAGGCAGGGCAAUACUAGGAUUUGGUCCUUGGGAGUGAAAGGCCAUUUCUAUCAGUGAAGGUUUAAAAGCAUGAAGAUAAAUAAGGUGCAAGAAGAGCAGGAACAAACAUUCUCCAGCAGCAGCCACUGCCCAGGAGGGGCUCGCAGGGCUGGGUUUGGCUUAAACUACUGGGCAUUUCCUAACCAUGUUUAACAAUCAGAUAAGUUGUUUCUGCAGUGUGUAAUUUAUUUCUAAUUCAGAGUAAUGAGAAGUGUCUCUGUCCCAGCUCCAGAGGCUGAUUCUCUCUGGGGGAGCUCUGCAGAGCAGGCCCCCUGUGUGAAGGUGCUCGAGACCAGGGAGCUCUGGGGUCAUUCCGGUGUCUGCAACACCUCAGUAAAGCUGUGUGAGCCUGGUCCCAUGGAAUUCCUUCCUUCCUGCAGCCCCCACUCCCUGCUGCAUUCCAGGGAGAGGGGCUGUUCCUCCAUCUCCCCUUCCUCUGUGCUUUAGUUUCCUUUAAGAAGUUCCAAGGGAGAAGAGGUGUUUCGUACAGGCUGUUGACUCUCCCUGUACCUACAAAUAUAUUACUACUUGUAUAAUUCAGUUUAAUUACUCCUUGUUUCUAUUACUGAAUGAAGACUUAACGAAGGGAAAAAAAAAAAACAACAGCAAUAACAUUCAUAUCUAUGGAGCAGCUAACUCUAUACAUAAUAUUCUGCUUUUCAAACAGAACUAGCCAAUGUAAAAAAAUAUUAAAAGUAAAUUCAACAUGUAAAUACUUUUUUUUCAUUUUACACUGUUGUAUUAUAAGUGUAUAUGGUGUUUACUUUUUCAAAACUCUUUCUUACCUGGUAGUUGUCUUGUUUUAUGAGUUGUGUUUUUAACUGAGAAGAAUCUUUGCUGUCUGUUAGAAAAAAACAAAACAAAAUCUUUUUGCAGGUUUUCAAUGUGGGUUAUGACCUUUUCUUCUCAAUAAUUUACAUUUUAUUUGUCCUUAUUUUCACUGUAAAGUAUUUUAUUACCAAAAGGUUGGUUUUUGUUCCAUUCUGCCCUCUGAGCA